Molecule: messenger RNA, 2114 nt
Organism: Patiria miniata (bat star)
Lineage: Eukaryota; Metazoa; Echinodermata; Asteroidea; Valvatida; Asterinidae
Product: troponin T, cardiac muscle isoforms-like
Exons: 12
Coding region: 170-1012 (280 amino acids)
Biological process (GO): muscle contraction; regulation of muscle contraction; sarcomere organization
Cellular component (GO): troponin complex
Molecular function (GO): tropomyosin binding
Source: RefSeq, a predicted model, not a curated record
AGGAAUGUGGAAAAUGUGUGGAGGACGAUAAUGAGGCAAAUGGUUUCAGUGUGUUGGCUCGCUGUCUGACUGUCUUAAGAUUUGAGUUGGAGUUCAAGGGAAUAUCGACCAAGGAGUAUCGAGUAAGAUUUUCGUUCCCUACUCGUGGUAAGAGCGGAAGCGAUUCAUCAUGGCGGCGCCAGAAGGUGAAGAACCCGACGCUUUGGCUAUCAUCAAGGAACAAGCAGAGAAGAGGCGCGAGGAAGUGAACAAAGAGCUCCAUGAAGCGCGGGAAGAAUAUCGCCGCAUGAAGGAAGAGAAAGAGAAGGAACUGGAGACCCUUCGCGCCAGGAGAGAUGAGCGCCGAAAGCAGCAAGCAGAGGAGCGGAAGAUGCUGGAGAAGUUCGCGGAGGAGAGACGGGCCAAGGAGAAGGAGGAGAUGCGCAAGAGGAAGGAAAUGGCUGACAUGAGGAAGAAGGAACGCGAGGCCCGAGUGCGGGCUAUGCACGACCCUAAUGCGUUCAAGGCGGUUAUCAUUGAGAAAGAGAAGCCGCAGAAAGCCCCGAAGAAAUCCAAGGAAGAAUUGGCCAGUGAGAAGGAGGAAGCGAUGAAGGAGCGCAUCCAACCUCUGCACAUCGGAGCAAGCACAGCAGAGGAUAAGAUCCGGGAGAUUGCUCGCAACCUCCUGCAGCGUCUUCAGGCCAUGUACACGGAGAUCUUCGACAUGAAAGUGCGCCGCAAACGUCAAGAGUAUGACCACAAGGAGCUGCUCCAGCGCAUUAAGGAUCUGACGAAGGUUAAGGAGCCGGUCGCCGCCGAGUCAGCUGGCACCGUGCACAAAUUUAAGGCGGGUGGAGUGUUCAAACCCCAGGAUGAGCACGAACAGAACAAGUCCAAAAUGGACAGGGAGAAAGAGGCCGGUUCCAUUAUUUCGUCCGGGGGUGUGGCAGGCCGGAUGGGAAUGUUCGGUGGGAGCAGCGCGAAGAAAGCCCCCGGCUUGGAACGAGGUCCCACCAUUGACCUGACCAAGUAGCCCAGGUCAGCUCAGCAUCCACCAAUAGGCGGGCUUGGAUUGUGUGCCACGUGAUGCCGCUUUCAUCCAAUUAACGCACGAUUUUCAGGUCCUCUUGGCAACUUCUGCCAGUGCCGGUUGACAACCUAAAACCUUGGGCCUUUCAAUACCUAAGCCAGACAGUGGCCUCAAAAAGACGUCUUGGUAUCUAUUACAGUUGACGGCGCCAGACUGCAUUUUCCUUUCCCCGUAAGUGCAGUUUCGUCUGCUAUAAAGCAAUUCUUAUUGGACAAUUUUGCCCACGUGACGCACUCCCUUGCCUGCGCAUGCUGUGUAGGCCUAUACUAUAGGAUUAUGUGAGAUUCUUGAUGAAUUACAUGCUGUAGCGUACGUUUUCAGCUUUUCAUUUUUGUGGCUCAUAUUGCAUCGCAUUAUAUAGAAAAAAGAGGUGCACCAUAGCAUUUAGACUAGAUUUCACACAUUUUUGAUAGGUAAAAUAUAGAGUGAGCAUAAUAACGGUUUGCCAUUUGGUUUUUAGAUCAAUCCUUAUUCAAUGCCCGUUGUCAAACUUCCUAAGUUAAUUUAAGAAAGCCAUUGUUGUUUGUUUCGAAUCGAGGGAUGGUAUUUUCGCAGAUGGUAUAAAAGUAAAGUAGCCAGUUAUUCGUGUGUCAGCAAACUUUAACCACUAAUGAAAUAAAGUAAGUGUUGAAAAAAGGAAAACGUUUUUUGACACUUUACACCAGAAUGUUAAGCUUUUCAAAAGGCAUCGCGCUUGUAAUGGUAGGUCUAUAGGCUAUUUCUUGUGAAACAGGUUGAAAUGGUGUUGAACUUUGUCAGGGGCAAUAUUCACGUUCUCUUUGGCCAUUUUGACACAAUGGAACACCUGCAGGCCCUGUUUGAAUGACAUGUCACAUUACAUAUCGUCACCGACGCCACGAAGGAACACCCAAGUCCACUCAAUCAGUGUUACUUCGUGAAAACCGUAAUGACAAAAACAAUUCACGAAGUAACACAUGUAGUGUGCCCGCGCACAUCGGAAACUGGCGCGAACGAUUUUCGUAGAAACACUAUUUGGAUAAAAACGUUUUAAAACGUUUGACAGGAAUCCGUAUUCUUGAAGGAU